Papilio xuthus (Asian swallowtail) is the source of this 938-nucleotide messenger RNA. RefSeq lists its product as uncharacterized. The record is from RefSeq and is a predicted model, not a curated record. Bases 194 to 772 code for a protein of 192 amino acids. The transcript has a single exon. NCBI's taxonomy places the organism in Eukaryota, Metazoa, Arthropoda, Insecta, Lepidoptera, Papilionidae.
AUAAACGCAACGUAAACGUCUAAAUUUAGAUAUUAAUUGCGCAGUAAGUAUUGUGAUGUUACGAUAAUUUGACGGCGCAAAGUAUUAUCUUGUAAGUCUUGACUCUUAACCUUACCUUGUUUUGAUAACAACCACAGAUAUCGUGCUUACCACAAGCCAGUCAAUCUCAUAGUAGAACAUCUUCUUGUCCAAGAUGUAUCGGUCCGUUUUCUUAUUGUUUAUUAUAUAUAGUGUCACUGAAAGUCACCAUUGCCACGGUGACCACGACUGUAUAGUCAACUUCAGACUGAAUCGUAAUAACAACAGAAAGUUCGAGAAACUUUUUGAUAAAGUGUCUAGAAAUGUGAUCGCCGCUGACAGGGAGGUGCACCACGGAUGUGGCGCCACUACCACCAACCCCAUCCAUGAAGUAAUCGGCUCAGAUUUCUACGUUCUCAAAUACACGUUGCCCGAGUUUACUGGUGCUAAUUUUACUAUCAGAAUCAAACAUCGAGUAAUAUAUUUCAAUGCUUACAAAUCAAAUGGACUGUCGUUUAGAGAUGUGAGAAUUUUGCCGCAGAUUAUCCGCACGCAAAGCGCUCAGUGGUUCAUGGAAAAUGGUAUCGUGAAUGUCAUGUUCAAUUACAAAAGCCCGCUGACGACUGUCACGGCAAAACUGUGCGUGGAGUACGUCGAUGAAGUGAUCCUGACCGUUCCAAUGAUGGCGGUCAUCUCCAAUAAUUUAAGGGACGGAGAUAUCGGAACGGCUCUCGAUCUUUCUAGUAAUGUAUAGCAGGCAUCAGGUAGCGCUUGAUUUCAAGAUUUUUUGUAAAAUUGUGUAUAACUUCUAACUAUGCAAUAUCUGUCUUGUAGAAACAAUGUUCUUCAUUAUAGCGUUAUUAUAUUAUAAAUAUUGUAUUAUUGUUAGAUUAUAUUAUAUUAAUAAAUAGAACUCCUUA